Molecule: messenger RNA, 1167 nt
Organism: Salarias fasciatus (jewelled blenny)
Lineage: Eukaryota; Metazoa; Chordata; Actinopteri; Blenniiformes; Blenniidae
Product: ankyrin repeat and SOCS box protein 12-like
Exons: 3
Coding region: 142-1056 (304 amino acids)
Biological process (GO): intracellular signal transduction
Molecular function (GO): protein binding
Source: RefSeq, a predicted model, not a curated record
CCAACACAGCCGUAGAAGAAGGACGCCGCUGAUGGCGACUCGACUCCUCGGUCAUGAUAAAAAGCGACCCAAACAGACAGGAAUAGCCUCUUCCUCAUGAAGCAACGCGAUUAAAAGAAGGGCAACAUUCGUACCGGUUUCAUGCUCCAGCUGAGGACUUCUGAGGAGGAAGAACGAAGCAGUGAAAUCUCCCAGCUCAGACAGGCCGUGCUACAAAACAAUGACAGACUCCUGGAUGAGAUGCUCUGCCAGGAAAUCUACAAGAAGGUCAUCAACUGCAGAGGUGGCUGGGGCAUCGCGGGCACGCCUCUGCACGCCGCCGUGUCCAAAGGUCACCUCAGCUGCCUACAGGUCCUGCUAGCCCAUGGCGCCCUCGUGGACUGCAUCGACGUCAAAGCCCAGACCCCCCUGUUCGCGGCCGUCCGUGGGAAAUACCUGGACUGCGUCUUAACGCUCCUCAGGGCCGGCGCCAAUCCUGAUGGCAGCCCGUCAAACAACUGCUCCCCGGUUCUCACCGCCGCCCGGGAGGGUGACGCCGAGAUCCUGAAGCAGCUGCUGAAGCACGGCGCCGAGGCCAACUCGCGCUCCAAAGUCCUGCUCUGGACCUGCGGCGCCCGGGUGUCCAGCGGACCACUGUACCUGGCCGCCGUCUACGGACACAUGGAGUGCUUCAAGCUGCUGCUCCUGUUCGGCGCCGACCCGGACUACAACUGCACGGAUGCCAAGCUGCUGGGGUCCAUGAAGCAGCCCAAAACUGUGCUGGAGAUGUGCCUGAGGCACGGCUGCGGCGUGGAGUACAUCCAGCUUCUCAUCGACUUCGGCGCCAACGUCUACCUCCCUACGCUGAUCAUUGAGAAGUCCACCAAGCAGAACGAGGCCGUGGAGCUGCUUCUGCGGGAGAGAGGGAAUCCAAAAGCCUUGACUUCCCAGUGCCGACUCGCCGUUCGAAGAUACCUCAAGAAGAUCGACAAGAUCCACUGCAUCGACCAGCUGGAAAUGCCGACGAGUCUCCUUAACUUCCUGCAAUACAAGCCAACCCCACUCACUGUUCUGUAGAUGAGAAAGAAUUAUUUUAGGUUGUUUUCAAAUCUUUGGUUCAUCUGUUUUCACAAGUUUUUUUGUGUUCUGAUUGUUUGAUUCAUGCUUCAGCCCAUUAAACAUAUGAAC